Messenger RNA from Hippopotamus amphibius kiboko, 2302 nucleotides. RefSeq names its product interferon regulatory factor 9 (gene IRF9). Bases 664 to 2055 code for a protein of 463 amino acids. Gene Ontology annotation, biological process: regulation of transcription by RNA polymerase II; immune system process. The transcript has 8 exons. Gene Ontology annotation, cellular component: nucleus. Lineage: Eukaryota; Metazoa; Chordata; Mammalia; Artiodactyla; Hippopotamidae. Gene Ontology annotation, molecular function: DNA-binding transcription factor activity, RNA polymerase II-specific; protein binding; RNA polymerase II cis-regulatory region sequence-specific DNA binding. The record is from RefSeq and is a predicted model, not a curated record.
GACCCCACCAUCUGGGGGCACCAGGGAAAGGGGAGGCGGGGGAUGGUGAACACAGCUCUGCUAAAGACCCCCUGCAGCCCGCCACCUGACCCUCUCUGGACUCAGGCAAGGACGGAACUGACGCCCUGGGUGGCCAGGGCAGCCCUCCCCGUCCAGCCACCUGGCCUGGCCUUCCUCCUUCUGUGCCUCCUUUCUUUCAUCAAAUUCAGCUGAUACUUGGGGUCACCUAGUAGGUACCAAGCAGGCACCAUGGGGCAACAUAGUUGCACAAGUGAUACAGAGCUAUCCAGAGGCCCCAGGCCAGACUGCAGGACACUGCAGCCUCCCUGGGGAAGCAGCAGUGUCAUAGAGAUGGUUGGAUUCAAGCAGAGAGUGUCUUGAGAGAGGAAAGGGAAUGAGCCUGAGGCAGGAGGAUCCCUCCUCCAGACUCCAACAGCAGGAUUCCUUUGAUAAGAUUCUCAGAUGCUGCUUCCCCCUGGUGGUAACCAGUUGCCCUGCAACUCAGAGACCACGUGAUUUCGGGGAAAAGGACCUCCCUGGAGGAGAACUGAAACUUAGGGUGGGGACUGUAGAAAGGGGCGGAGAGAUCCAGAAGCUGCCUAGCUGGGAGCUGAGCUGAGGUCGGCUGAGCCCUGGGACAGCCUGCACAUCUAGCAGCUCAGGAUGGCCUCAGGCAGGGCACGCUGCACCCGAAAGCUCCGGAACUGGGUGGUGGAGCAAGUGGAAAGCGGGCAGUUCCCAGGAGUGUGCUGGGAUGAUGCAGCCAAGACCAUGUUCCGGAUUCCCUGGAAGCAUGCAGGCAAGCAGGACUUCCGGGAGGACCAGGAUGCUGCCUUCUUCAAGGCCUGGGCGAUAUUUAAGGGAAAGUACAAGGAGGGGAACUCGGAAGGCCCCGCUAUCUGGAAGACUCGUCUGCGCUGUGCUCUCAACAAGAGUUCUGAGUUCGAGGAGGUUCCCGAGAACGGCCAUCGGGAUGGGGCUGAGCCCUACAAGGUGUACCGGCUGCUGCCACCAGGAGCCCUCCCCACUCAGUCAGGGACCCAGAAAGCACCAGCAAAGCGACACCACAGUUCUGUGUCCUCUGAGAGGAAGGAGGACGAGGUUACCUCGAAGAACUGCACACUCAGCCCCUCCUUGCUCCAGGACUCCCCCAAAAAUGAGUUGGUGGAGACCAAUGGGGCAGCGGGCCAUUCGGACGUCGGGAGCAGCAGCAGCAGCAGCAACAGCCCUGAGCCUCAGGAAGGUAGGGACACAGCUGAGGCCCCUUUCCAGGAAAAUCUGGUGUCCCUGGAGCUUCUGCCCCCUCCAGGUUCAGACUACUCGCUGCUGCUCACCUUCAUCUAUGACGGACAUGUGGUGGGCAAGGCCCAGGUGCAGAGCCUGGACUGCCGCCUCGUGGCUGAGCCCUCAGUCUCCCAGUGCGGCAUGGAACAGGUGAUAUUUCCCAAACCCGGCCCACGAGAGCCCACCCAGCGCCUGCUGAGCCAGCUCAAGAGAGGCGUCCUGGUGGCCAGCAACUCCCGAGGUGUCUUCGUGCAGCGCCUUUGCCCCAUCCCCAUCUCUUGGAACGCGCCCCAGGCUCCACCUGGUCCGGGCCCGCACCUGCUGCCCAGCAAUGAGUGCGUGGAGCUCUUCAGAACCACCUGCUUCUGCAGAGAUGGAGCAGGCCUUUGCCCGACAUUUACUGAAGAAGAUGCCAGAGGAGCAGGCAGCCACCCUGUCCCUGGUGCAGAGCCUGGAGGACCUGGCCUCCUCCUCCCCUCUCUGUUCCUCCUAUCUGCUUUGAGAGAGCCUCAUCCUCCACUCUGUCGACCUGCCUCCCACAGUGAUUGGUUGUCUGUGAUGAUUUUGUCCUUGAACUCCUCAUGGACCCUGUUUGGUGGGGAACUCAAGGAUGACUUUUUUUUUUUAAUUUUGAGAUACACUCUUUUUCAUCUCUGUGGAACUGAACUGAAAAAGUCCAGAUGGCAUGAACUCAGGGGGCUUUUCCCUCUGCCUGCAACCCUAAAACCUAGCACUUUACUCUUUCUUCUUGGAUCUUCACUAAGGAUUUAAAAUAAAAGUUUAUGGAAAAAGGAAUCAGCAUCGGAUUUGUUGAGAGAAGAAGGCAGCAGAGUCACAGAGAGAUGAUGGAGAUGUAACCUGAGGGCAGGGCACUUGGGUUCUCUUCCUGCUGGCGUCUCUGGGCCCCUUCCCUCUCCUUCACCCACAGGUUCUGGCUUAGGAAGCUGUCUGGCCUCUGCGGGUUCUGGGCCUGGCUCUCUGUACCCUCUAGGCAACCAGGAUUAGGAAGAGGGUUGGG